AUGGACAACUUUGGCCGAUCCAUGCGUCUCGACAGCAACGUGACCACGCAGCGGCUGGCCGAGGUAGGGUUCGUUGACAUCAAAGAGGAGGUCAUCCGGAUUCCUUUCAACCCAUGGCCGACAGACACAUAUUCUCGGGACAUUGGCCGUUGGUUUAACUUGGUUAUGAAGCAGGGAUUCCAACCUCUGUGUCUGGCGCCCUUUGCGAGAGGACUCAACAAGUCGUUUUCCGAGAUUAACGACUUUGUUGAAGAGGUCAAGGCGGAGGCACAUCUUCACAGCGAGAAGACCACAGUGAGUCUCGCUCGUUUGCUCGUUUCUACCACCUCCCUCAAACCACUCGGGUACAACAAGAGCACCCCUGUGGGAUAACCCACCCGCUUACCUCGGCCUUGCUGCACCUUCGGUCGUACCCACAUUCAACCCGACGGGAGCGCCAGGGCCAGAGUAAUGCGAUAAAUGAACCACGUUCUCCCCUCCCAGUUGACCAUUCAAUGACGUGUGGUAUUCUAAAACAUUACAGGGGGGACAACCCAGCUUCCUCUUCCCAGACCUCCAGGUCGCGAGCCCGCCAGCACUAAGGCACAUGUUGGCCCACCCAUCUUACACCCGCCAGCAACCAGCAUUUUCACUCGGAAGCAGCUCUCUAACUCGCCGAUUCCUUCUGCGCGUCGACCCAUGGGGUGUCACAUUUACGCACCGCCAUCCAUAUCACGACACGCUACCGUGUAUAUAUAUCUAUACAUGAUCAGGCCUUUGGCCGCCAAUCCUUUCAGCUCUUUUCCUCGCCGACUUGACGAGCAGCAGUACUUUUGGGAACCUUGUGCGAUUUCGAGGUGAAAAUGGCCAGCACGUUGCGUUCUUCUCCAACCCUGCCCAGUCGCACGUUACGGGACUCUACUCGCUUAUCUACUGAGCUUGACAUUGAUGG
Messenger RNA from Podospora pseudocomata, 931 nucleotides. RefSeq lists its product as uncharacterized. Bases 1 to 372 code for a protein of 123 amino acids. The transcript is spliced from 2 exons. The record is from RefSeq and is a predicted model, not a curated record. NCBI's taxonomy places the organism in Eukaryota, Fungi, Ascomycota, Sordariomycetes, Sordariales, Podosporaceae.